Messenger RNA from Linum trigynum, 204 nucleotides. The record is from the annotation of a GenBank genome assembly. NCBI's taxonomy places the organism in Eukaryota, Viridiplantae, Streptophyta, Magnoliopsida, Malpighiales, Linaceae.
AUGAAGGAUGCUGGAAGAAUCUCGAUGGUGGCCACGAAGAAGAAGGCAUCGGCGGCUCCAAUGAAAGAGGAGACGGUGUCUCCAAUGGGGAGAGAGAGACAGAUGGAUCGGGGAAGGAAGGAUAUGACAGUUUGUAGUGCAUUCCCCUUCAAAUUCCUAGAAACCGUCAAGGUUGUGGUUGUUCUUGUUUCCGGUGAAGGUUGA